AUGGCAACAAAUAGUCUCUCGAGCACAAUUGUCCUUGAACUUCUUAGAAAUGACAAUUAUGCCAAUUGGUGUGCUUGGAUGAAAAAUUAUUUGUUGGCUCAAGAUCUUUGGGACAUUGUCCAAUCAACCACGGAACCUCCUAAACUAGAAGAUGCUGUAGUUGGAUUUAAGGCAUGGAGAAAGAAUAAUGCUGCAGCUUUACAUUCAAUUCUAAUUUCGUGUGAGGUGGACAUACUACCGGGGAUUAGGAAAAUCACUUCCGCCAAAAAUGUCUGGGAUGAAUUGGCUAGAAUGUAUGGACCAGGGGCAGGCAGAAUAAACAACGACCUCCUUGAUCAGUUCGAGCCCUUACGUACGGCUAUCAAUAAUGGUAACUGGGAUGCUGCAAACGAUUUUCUUAGUCACAAUGAAGAUGCAAAGAGUGCAACAAUUACAGACCGUGGAUCUACUGUUCUUCACGUGGCUGUCUUCGCGGGAAAUAGGGAAAUUGUGGAGAAUUUAGUGGAGUUAUUGUCGGAGGAGGAAUUAGAAAUCAAAGACGAUGAAGGUUUCACAGCUCUAGCCAGGGCUGCCGUUCAACAAAAUAAUACUGGGAUGUUAGAUUGCAUGCUUAGAAAGAACAAUAACUUACUUGACAUCCGAGACAAUUCCAAUCGUAUACCGCUUAUAGCAGCUCUAGAGUAUGGAAAUAUAGAAUUGGCACGCUAUCUCUAUCCUGCCCCUCUGAAUUAUAAUCAAAGAUUAAGCGACAUCGAUGCUUCCACGGUUCUUACCCAGUUCAUACUUCUCAAUGAUUUUGAUCUUGCUCUGCGCUUCCUCCAGCAUUGCCCACGUGCUGCUGUUGUUCCAAACAAGUAUGAUAGUUCCCCUUUGGCCGCAUUGGCUUCAAAGUCUUCUGCAUUCCCGAGUGGGACCCAGCUCAACUGUGUGGAAAAAUGGAUCUACGACGGUAUAUCCGUUCCAUCAGCACAGUUCACCAAUGAAAUUCAGAUAGACAUCCAAAGCCCAAGUGAACACCAAAGUGAUCAACUAAGCAUUAUCGAAUUAGCAUUGCUAGGCCUAUAUCGUCAGAUAGCUUUGAGAAACCGUCAGCUCUAUGGCAUCAGAAUCAAGACAAAUUUACUUGAACUAAAGAAGCUCCAUCAGCAAGCCCUUGAUCAACUUCUACCUAAAAUGUGGAGUCAAGUAAAGCAAAUGAAUGGUGAUUAUGUUAAUGGAGUCAUCUUACAAGCCAUCAAGGGAGGGAAUUUUGAGUUUAUUGAUGAGAUACUUAAAGUAGAUCACCAUCUUCUAUAUACCACUGAUACAAUGGGAAGAAACAUAUUGUUUUACGCGGUCCUAUAUCGUCAAGAUAAGAUUUUUCGCUGUAUCUUGCAAAAAAUAAGGAAACUUGAUGCGAGAAAUUUAAUUAUAAAUGCUUGGGAUAAAUCAAGUAGCACUAUCUUGCACAUGGCAGCGAUGUUAGAAUCACCCACUAAAAGUGAUUGCCUUAACCGCGAAGUUUUGAAGAUACAGAGCGAAUUUAGAUGGUUUAAGGUUUUUGAUCAUUGUUUCAAGGACGUGGAGAGCAUUUGCCUUCCUUGGAUUAAGGAAAUUCGAAAUGAUACAAAGAUGACAGCCAAAGAACUUUUUACCCAUAACCACAAGGACAUAAUGAAGGAAGGAGAGACAUGGAUGAAGAGCACUGCAACUUCUUCUACAGUGAUAGGAGCUCUCAUUAUUACCAUUAUGUUCACUGCAGCAAUCACUAUUCCAGGAGUAUUGGUCUUUCUUGAAAUUCUUACAUUGCGGUAUACUGAAGAAGAUUUUUUAAAUUAUGUUUCUUCAAAGAUGUUAAUAGGAUAUUACACUCUUUUCAUCUCUAUGGCAACUAUGAUAAUUGCCUUUUGUGCUGCUCUUUUCAUUAUGCUACCCCGAACUUCAUGGAUGGUCAUUCCUGUCAUUUAUCUUGCUACUAUUCCUGUCUACCAAUUCGCUUUUAUGUUGUUCAGCCUUGUAAGAGUUCUAAUAAUGUCCAUUCGGGAUGAAUUUUUUAUGGUACGUGUUAGUGAUGUAUUAACGAAUUUUGGUCGUUUGUAA
Messenger RNA from Corylus avellana, 2079 nucleotides. NCBI's taxonomy places the organism in Eukaryota, Viridiplantae, Streptophyta, Magnoliopsida, Fagales, Betulaceae. The record is from RefSeq and is a predicted model, not a curated record.